AUGUAAUGGUAAAGAUGACGAAACUGUAUAAAAUAGUUGAAUAAAGAGGGAAGAAAGGAAAAAUAGUGCAAAGAGGAAGGAAGGUGAUAGAAAACGGGGGUAGUGUGUUAGAGGGUUGGGCGGUCGAGGUGCGAAUAGUGCGCAUGCGCGCAGACUCGGAAUGUCUCGAAUAGUUUCGAGACGGCAGUCGAACGGAGACCGUAGUAUCGUGCAGACGGGGGUGAUUUUCACCGAGUUUGUGCGCACGAAGAACCUUUAACCUUUAACCUUUCCCUGUCUCGCGCGCACUCUUUAUCCGUUUCUUCUCUCUUUCUCUCUGUCUCUCUAUCUUUAUUUCACACAUUAGACCGAUGCAAUAGCAAAUCAAACAUACACAAGAGGAGAGAAAGAGGAAUGGAAUAUCCGAUAUACAGGCUUCGUACGUAACGGACGAACGGACACGAGGCCACGGACAUAUCUGUGAAACGGAAGACACGCUCGCGUGCGCGCGCAUGCAAAACGAGGCUCGUCGAUGCGCGGAUGUCGUGUGGCUGACUGGUCGCUGAUAACAUGCGUUACGUCCGGGUCAGCCAGUCUCUAUGAAAAGGGGCAUCAAAGAAAAAGCCAAAGCCUCGGCUCGUUUUGAUAAUCGCAUUUCACGCGGCAGCAGCGGCGACAAGCGGCAACCGCCCGCAACACCGAACGGAACGGGCGUCCGUGACACGAUCCAGGGAAUCGAGCGAUUCCGUUGUUCGUGGUUGCAAAUACGAGUGGUCCGAAAGCGCGAAUAAAUGUGUCGGUCACGGUACAAGACGUGAAGCGGGGGCAUACACGGCAAGUGAGUAUAUUUUUAGUGGCAAGCGCCAAGCGCUAAGCAGAGUGGUAUAAACGGGGCGCGCAGUGGCCUGAUGAAGCGGCGUAUGUGACAUCAAAUUUCUCUCUCUUGCCACCUCGAAGACACCGAGACAUCUUGCAGACCAUCCGCGCUGUUGGUUCUCCAAUUACCUGGAGGCCAGUGGUGUCAGUGACACCAGAGAAUAAUACGAGCUGCUAGCGUGAAGAAGUAUAGUAGAGUUGGCUUAGGCCAACCCCGGUGAACGAGGCAAAAUGGCAACAAUAGAUGGCCGACCAGCCCAAUAUGGUAUCACUCUCAAGCAACUUCGUGAGCUCAUGGAGCUCAGAGGACGCGAAGGUGUCAAUAAAAUCAAUAGUUAUGGUGGUGUGCAGGAGAUUUGUAAAAAGCUAUAUACUUCACCUAACGAAGGUCUUAGUGGAUCGGCGGCAGAUAUCCAACAUAGACGUGACACAUUUGGUUCCAAUAUGAUACCUCCAAAACCACCAAAAACGUUUCUACAAUUAGUAUGGGAAGCUUUGCAAGAUGUAACAUUAAUCAUCUUAGAAGUUGCGGCAUUGGUUUCGUUAGGUCUUAGCUUUUAUCACCCAUCAGAUGAGGAAGACGACGAAGAACACGUGUCGAUAGAUGAGGAUGAAGCAAAAUACGGUUGGAUCGAAGGACUUGCUAUAUUGAUUUCUGUAAUUGUGGUCGUAUUAGUAACCGCUUUCAAUGACUAUUCUAAAGAAAGACAAUUCAGGGGUCUCCAAAGUCGAAUAGAAGGGGAACAUAAAUUUUCUGUCAUUCGACAAGGAGAGGUUAAACAGAUCUCUGUAUCUGACAUUGCUGUGGGUGACAUAUGUCAGAUAAAAUAUGGAGACCUGCUGCCUGCAGAUGGUAUCCUUAUACAAAGCAACGAUCUCAAGGUGGAUGAAUCCAGUUUAACCGGGGAAUCGGACCAUGUUAAAAAGGGAGAAUCGUUCGAUCCCAUGGUACUCUCAGGUACACACGUGAUGGAGGGCUCUGGAAAAAUGUUAGUUACCGCAGUAGGUGUUAACUCACAGGCUGGUAUUAUCUUCACUUUGUUGGGUGCUGCUGUUGAUCAGCAAGAGCAAGAAAUCAAGAAGAUGAAGAAAGAGGCUAAGAAGCAGCGGAAGAAGAAGUCAUUAACAGGAGACGAAGCUGUAGAGAUAACUGGAAACAGUCACGUCAGCGGAGGUGGGAAACACGAGGGUGGAGAGAACCAUCAGGCACCGAGUCACGGAGGUGGUGGAGAAGGGAAGAAAGAAAAGAGUGUUCUUCAAGCCAAGCUAACUAAACUCGCCAUACAAAUCGGUUAUGCCGGCUCGACCAUAGCAGUGCUUACCGUUGUCAUUCUAGUCAUUCAGUUCUGCGUAACGACGUUUGUCAUAGAGAAGAGAGCUUGGAAAAAUACGUACGCUAAUGAUCUGGUGCGGCAUUUGAUCAUUGGUGUAACGGUACUCGUAGUCGCCGUUCCCGAAGGUCUUCCUCUAGCUGUCACCUUGUCUCUCGCUUAUUCAGUUAAGAAAAUGAUGAAAGACAACAAUUUGGUGCGACAUUUGGAUGCCUGCGAAACGAUGGGUAACGCAACAGCAAUUUGUUCGGACAAGACUGGUACCCUGACUACCAACCGGAUGACGGUCGUUCAGUCGUACAUAUGCGAGAAGAUGAGCAAGACGAUUCCAAAGUUCUCGGAUAUACCGAGCCACGUUGGAAACCUGAUAGUUCAAGCUAUCUCUAUUAAUUCGGCGUACACAUCCAGAAUAAUGCCCUCGCAGGAUCCUACAGAGUUGCCGCUUCAAGUCGGCAAUAAAACCGAAUGUGCCUUACUUGGAUUCGUAGUAGCCCUGGGCAUGAACUAUCAGACGAUACGAGACGAUCAACCUGAGGAAACCUUUACGCGGGUGUACACGUUCAAUAGCGUUAGGAAGAGCAUGUCUACCGUCGUCCCGAGGAAAGGUGGUGGAUAUAGGCUCUUCACCAAGGGCGCUUCCGAGAUCAUUAUGAAGAAAUGUGCCUUUAUAUAUGGUCGCGAAGGUCAUUUGGAGAAAUUUACCAGAGAGAUGCAGGACCGUCUGGUAAAGAACGUAAUCGAGCCAAUGGCGUGCGACGGACUUCGUACCAUCUCCGUCGCUUAUCGUGACUUCGUUCCUGGCAAGGCAGAGAUCAAUCAGGUUCACAUCGACAACGAGCCGAAUUGGGACGACGAGGAGAAUAUAGUGAACAAUCUAACGUGUCUGUGCAUCGUUGGUAUCGAGGAUCCGGUACGUCCGGAGGUGCCGGACGCGAUUAGAAAGUGUCAGAAGGCGGGUAUCACUGUGCGAAUGGUGACGGGAGACAAUAUAAACACUGCACGUUCGAUCGCUCUGAAAUGUGGCAUCCUGAAGCCGAACGAGGACUUCCUUAUCUUGGAGGGUAAAGAGUUCAACAGGAGGAUCAGAGAUAGCAACGGUGAAGUACAACAGCAUCUUUUGGACAAAGUGUGGCCAAAGUUGAGGGUGUUGGCUAGAUCCUCGCCGACAGACAAAUACACCCUGGUUAAGGGUAUUAUCGAUAGUAAAGCGACCGUCAGUCGCGAGGUCGUUGCCGUUACCGGCGACGGUACGAACGACGGUCCAGCUUUGAAGAAAGCUGACGUCGGUUUCGCCAUGGGUAUCGCCGGUACCGACGUAGCCAAGGAAGCUUCCGAUAUUAUUCUAACGGACGAUAAUUUCUCGUCGAUCGUGAAAGCAGUUAUGUGGGGUAGAAACGUCUACGAUAGUAUAGCAAAGUUCUUGCAGUUUCAGCUGACUGUCAAUGUCGUCGCUGUUAUAGUUGCUUUUAUCGGGGCAUGUGCCGUGCAAGAUUCCCCCCUUAAAGCGGUGCAGAUGUUGUGGGUGAAUUUAAUCAUGGACACGUUAGCGUCUCUCGCAUUGGCCACCGAAUUGCCUACGUCUGAUCUUCUUCUCCGCAGACCGUACGGUCGCACGAAACCGCUCAUCUCCAGGACAAUGAUGAAGAACAUUCUCGGUCAAGCUGUCUAUCAGUUGACCGUCAUUUUUAUGCUUCUUUUCGUUGGUGAUAAGAUGCUCGACAUCGAAACAGGCCGAGGAGUAGCACAGGCUGGCGGCGGUCCAACGCAGCACUUCACCGUCAUCUUCAACACGUUCGUCAUGAUGACUCUUUUCAACGAAUUUAACGCCAGGAAAAUCCAUGGUCAGCGUAAUGUCUUCCAAGGAAUAUUCACCAACCCCAUCUUUUAUUCUAUCUGGGUCGGCACGUGUUUGUCACAGGUACUUAUCAUACAGUACGGUAAAAUGGCGUUCAGCACGAAAGCUCUCACAUUAGAACAAUGGAUGUGGUGCCUGUUCUUCGGAGUCGGUACUCUAUUGUGGGGCCAAAUAAUUACGACAAUUCCUACGCGCAAGAUUCCUAAAAUCCUUUCAUGGGGCCGCGGCCAGCCGGAUGAUAUCGGUGUGAUCAAUCUCGGAGAUGAGAAAUUCGACCCUGACUCGGAUAAAAAGCCGCGCACAGGACAAAUUCUAUGGAUCCGUGGUCUAACGCGACUACAGACACAGAGGAUCAAAGAAGGCAAAGCGAUAAGGUGAUCAAGGUUUCACUUUGUAGUUGAACCAAAAGUCACUAUAAAGGACAUCGUCAUCUUAGUUUCUUUCCACACUCCAAAGAUGGAUAGCGAACGAGGAACACAGCACUUAUAUUUUACUUGUCAUUGGUGAUACAAAGUGUCGCCUACUUAAUACACCAGGUGUGUACGUUGCACUCUAACUUCCGUUCUUGAUUAACAGGUUUUAUAAAAAAAAGAAUCCUCUCGGUACUUCUCUGCUUGCAUAUGAUAAACGAGGCUUGAGAGAUUCCUUUUUGCGUUACCUUUUAAUCACAGGAAAGAUAGCGUGCACCCAAUAAGUGUACACCUUGAUUUAAAACCGAUGUCCACUGCCAAGAUUGUGCGCGAUUGGAAAACAAAAUUGAGGACAACUAAAAGGCUAAAGAUCAUUAGAAGCUGGGUCUUUUCUGAUGGCUAAGAAUUUUCCAAGUCCAGUUGCACUUGUUGAUGAAAUACGCGUUAGCAUCAGAUGAUUUUGUAAAUUCUUUGUUGAUCAGUUUGUAACUGGACUGUUGCUGAAAAUUCCUGAAAAUCUCUUAAAAAUUUUGCCUAACUGAUAGUAAUUUUCUAUUGUGUCUCUGAUCAGCCCUGGAAAAACUUGAGCCCAGGAAUUUGAAUGCAUUUUAAUCUGUGGAUAUAGGUGCAUUGGGAAAGUACUAUAAUUUCAGUGGGUCAUUAUUGCUGUACAUAAAUCAGCCACUUUUUGCUUGUUUUAUUUUUCACGUGCUCACCUCUUGUUUCAUUUGAAAAUCCGUUAAAUACGUAUGGGACAUUCGAAGGGUUCAGUUUCCAACUGUUCCAAUCAAUGAAUUCAACAAAAGCCAUCUUGUUCCUAUCGCUGAUCCAUUCUGUAUAGGAUUCCUCGCGGUGAGAUGGAAAAGUUAAUCAGUACGCUUCGCGAUAACGAUAUUUGUUGUGGAAAAGGUAUGCCGAGAGACUUAAUAGAGAGACUUUGGCACGUGUACAUAAAACUAUUUAACAAAGUCUCGUUGCAGAAAGAAACUAUAUUUCUAAUACGCGCAGUAGGACUGAAUAAUUGCUUGCUAUAACUUUCUUGUCAGUAUAAAGAAAAAGAAAAUACAUAUAAUAUAAAUCUUGUGAAAAACGCUAUGUAUUCGCAAGUUACCAUCCGGUGCAGAUAUGCGUUGAAUAUACAAUAGACAAAGAUAAAAUAUUAAACGUUUUUUAAUAUUAACGCAUUAAUAAAUUAAUCUGUUACGUUGAAACGAUGAUGAUGAUUGAUUAUAACAGUUACACGUAGGGAAUAUAACAUUUAUAUAUUUAUAUAUAUUUAUAUAUACCAUACGUAUAUAUAUACAUAUAAAUAUAUAUUAUUAAUUUUUAAUUAAUUAUUAUUAGCGACUAUUAUUAUUGUUAUUAUUAUAAAAUAAAGUUUAAGACACGUUAUUCGAAUGUUAUUUGAUUAAAGCCGAUCAGCAGAGGGCAUACAAACAUUUCCAAGUAUCUUCACUACAAUUGCUUUCUAAGUACAGAUUUCAAAAUUGAAAAAUGGUAGCACAAAAUGGAAAGUCAGACAGUGUAGAAGAUUAAUUGUUUCUUUUUAUUAAUUUUUUUUUUUUUUUUACCAAAGUAAGAGUAUAAAUUAUGUGAAUCACUCAGAGUGAAAAAGGUCUGCAGAAAUAAAACAGAACUCUGAUUCUUAAUGGCAAUUGUAGCUCGUCUGUAAAUUUGUCUCUGGAUCGUUUUCUAUUUGCCUUAAAUGUAUCAUUGUAACUACUACUCCAAGCGUUGUUAAAUGAUAUUUUUUUACUCACUCUUAUAUUCUGAUAAUGUUACAAAGGUAUGGAAUGUUAAGGAGAGUAUGGAAAGUUAGUCUUUUAGAGUCAGAGAGUACAGCAAAAAGAAUUUUAUUUUGUUUGCUUCUCACUUUAAAUUACAUUUCACACUAUACGCUUGCACCUGUAAGGCUCUGAACAAAAGUCACCUUGGCUUCAAACUUCAUUUUCACUCUGGUUCUUAGGUACUACGUUUCCGUACUAAAUUCGUUAUAAGACAUUGCAUGUCGUUAAUUAUUAAUAUUAAAGGAACAUUCGAGUACCUAAUAAUAAUUGAAAAUUAAUAUCAAAGUGAAAAUGGUACUUAAAAUUAUAUACGCACAUAUUGAUAGAAGUAUUUCUGUGGUGCUUGGCUUAUAUUAGAUAACAUAUUCUCUUGCACACAAACUCACAAUGUUCUUUCAAAGACAAAACGAAUACUCAGGUUUACCUUCACACAAUAUUCUCAUUCUUUUUUAUGAAUGAAGAUUAUAUCAACUGUUCUUAGAGAAUAAAUUAAUCAUUAAUCAAUGUCAAUGGUACUAAAUAUUGUUCUAAUUUCAACAUGCUAAGUGAUGAAAACAAGCAAGCUCUUCAAGAGCACACUAUUUGCGGCUGAACCACCAGCACGUAGCUCUCACUUAAUAUUUCACUGCAUUUGUUGAACCAUUCGGUUAAUUAGGAUUACUUGCGUGUUUUGUAACUCGCCGCUCUCGCUCGUAAAUCGAUUUAUAUCAUAAGAUCUACAUACAUGAUAUUCAGAAAGCACUUUGCAAUAUAUUGCAUUGAUUCAGUGGAAUUCUGCACGGCUGACCAUUCGCAGAAUCUAUCACUGAAUCGCGUUGCGCCAAUCCUUGUCUCGUACUACUGACCGGUGGCGCAUCAGUCACGGAGUAUUCUACUAGCACGCGUCUGACCAAACGCGCGAUAUUCUACUUCCGUACGUCUGACCAGACGCGCGGUAUUCUACUGACCCGAGGCCGAGUCUUUUCAGUACAUUCUACUUACGUUGAUGUUCUCAUACAUUCUUGAAGGCUUAUACAGAAUAUUCUAUCGACUUAUGUAACGCUUAAUCAGUGUUUUACUCUUUUUAUGACACAAUUCAUAGAAUACUCUCUAAUAAAAUCAGUGUUAUUACAUGUCGUUAACACUUUGAAUUUUCAAAUUGUUGAAGAUUGUAAAGAAACAAUGCUAGGCGUAAAUCGAGGACCUUACUUUAUCAGAUGUAAAAAGGAUGUUCAAGUAGCGGUUCUCAUUGUAAUAUUUAACGAGGGUGAAAUUUCGAAAAUGUUAUUAUCUUGCGUUGCAUGUUACAAAGCUAUUCUCGGUUUCUGCUUAUAUGAAUCUCUGUUAAUUUUUUUUUUUUUUACUUUCAUUUUCUCCACACAAUUCAUAACAAUCGAAUUUCGCUGACUUACGCAUCUAAUCUCACAUGAAUAUAAUCUUAUAUACAUAUUAUGGAGGGUUUCUAGUUUUAAUGUACAGUUUCUUCUUUUGGUGAUUAUGGAUAUUCAGGCACUUUUUAGCUUUAUGAAAUAUUGCUUUUACACAAAGUGAUCUAUGUAUGUCAAAGAAAUUGUUUAUAACUAGAGCAGUACAGUGAAGAAAUAGAUUGACAAAGGAGACCAAGUAUCAUUAGUUAAAAGGUGCCGAAAAGGUAUAGUAACGGUGUUGUUAAAAAUUGGGACAAAUAUUUAAAGUAAACGAAUUUAAUUAAACUGAUUAUCGAGAAGUGGUGUACUGCUAAGCGCGUACUGCUCGUUGCGUUCAGUUAUAACCAUGAU
Osmia bicornis bicornis is the source of this 7995-nucleotide messenger RNA. RefSeq names its product plasma membrane calcium-transporting ATPase 2 (gene PMCA). The transcript has 16 exons. Gene Ontology annotation, cellular component: intracellular membrane-bounded organelle; membrane. Gene Ontology annotation, molecular function: P-type calcium transporter activity; ATP hydrolysis activity; ATP binding. The record is from RefSeq and is a predicted model, not a curated record. Gene Ontology annotation, biological process: regulation of cytosolic calcium ion concentration; calcium ion transmembrane transport. The coding region runs from base 1087 to 4419 and encodes 1110 amino acids. Lineage: Eukaryota; Metazoa; Arthropoda; Insecta; Hymenoptera; Megachilidae.